CUGAUCCCAAAACCUCCAGUCUUGGACAUCGCCAUGCCGAAAACCGUCAUCUAUAUGCACUACCACACCUUUGCGUCCGCUGCAGCCUUAUUUGCUGCCUCAACUGCUCUACCUGCCGAUACCCUCGCGCAGCACCUGGCUCGGGCUUGCGAAUACGCAGGCAUAUAUCCAGGGGCUGUUGCGCAAGGAACUUGUACUCAAACGGAUGGCAUAUGCAAUGCCGGUGAUUACUCGACAGACUGCGACUUCCAAGAGUAUACCAGUACUUUUCAAGUCUGCCAAUCACCCUCACAAUAUGCAUGUCAAAAUGAAGGAGAUCCUUGCUGGGUAUAUGCGUCGACCAAAUACCUGCCUAACGUAACAUACUUCGCUGACUGUUCUGUUGCCUCGUCGAGGGAAGUAUUUAGCAAUGCCUUUGUUGAUAUGAUAGUGGAGGGAUGAAUAGCUUUGGAAAUGAUGAUCAGAGGAUGAUUGCACGUAUUUCAUUAGGCUUUAUACUGCAUACUGCUUGGCAAAUUCGGGCUUGUCAAGGAUCUGAGGUAGGCAUUUAGGGUCAUCGUAUGCCUUUUGGUUGUUCGGAGCCUUGUCUGAAAGCCACAUCUCGGUUGUGGUCUCGCGUCGGCACAACUUCAAACUAUCUUGAAUUUAAUUAUAUCUAGUGCUAUACAACUUGGUGGGAAACCUGGUUCCGACCUCUGGACUUAUAUCCAAGUCAGGACAAAUUAUAACGAGGAUAAAAAGUAA
Messenger RNA from Truncatella angustata, 744 nucleotides. RefSeq lists its product as uncharacterized. The record is from RefSeq and is a predicted model, not a curated record. The transcript has 3 exons. NCBI's taxonomy places the organism in Eukaryota, Fungi, Ascomycota, Sordariomycetes, Amphisphaeriales, Sporocadaceae. The coding region runs from base 34 to 441 and encodes 135 amino acids.